Molecule: messenger RNA, 1946 nt
Organism: Pyricularia oryzae 70-15
Lineage: Eukaryota; Fungi; Ascomycota; Sordariomycetes; Magnaporthales; Pyriculariaceae
Product: thioredoxin peroxidase
Exons: 2
Coding region: 839-1783 (314 amino acids)
Biological process (GO): cell redox homeostasis; cellular response to oxidative stress
Cellular component (GO): cytoplasm
Molecular function (GO): thioredoxin peroxidase activity
Source: RefSeq, a predicted model, not a curated record
AAAAAAAAAAAGAAAAAAAAAAGAAAAAGAAAACGGAGGUUCCCGGAUGCUCACUACCUACCAUAGGUACCGGUACCUGACUACCCUAAUUCUGGGACUGUUCUACCAUCAAACCUUGCUCAAAUGCGAGACAACACCAUACAGACGCAGCCAAGUUGCCUGGACAGCCUUGGGAACGACGGCUCGGCUUUUGGUAUACGCGUCUCGAAAGGAAGGGCGCUAGACAUAGAUCGAAUGCCGCCAUUCCGUCACCGUUGAUCGCGAGCCAUAAAAUUAGCUACACGCACUGCGAGUAAUCGCUCACUGCGUGUCUUCAGCUGUGGACCGCGAGUCGAGAAGCCCAAAAAGGCAAUGUCGAUUUUGGACAUUUCCGCACGAGUACCGUGCCGACCGUCCCAUCGUGAAUCCAAUCGAAUGGAGUCGUGCCUCUUUUCAUUUCCUUCAUAAGUGUCACGGAUAGGUCCUUCCAGCCCCUGACCUUGUCAUCUGGUUUUUUCCCCCUCCCGCGCUCUGAGCUCGAUAAAGCUUACCCCAGUUCGUGGACUGCGCCGUGGUCCGAGCUUCAUCCACCCCUGGUCCACGGUCGCUCACUCCACGCGCCUCGAUCUUGACCUCCCCAGAUCUGGCUUCCUGACUGGUUUCCCUUUUCUCGUGGUUGCGACUUUACACUUCUGUACAGUUAUUACCUCAACCAAAAUCCCAUUGCGCUUCUGUCCUCUCGCCUUGUCGCAAACACUUAGUUUCGUGAGCCAUACCCUCAGUGUUCGCUACAGCGAAAGCACAAUUUAUUUUUCCCGGAGAGCUUGCUCUUAUAUCAUCUUCCCCACAUAAUCGCGCAAUGGCCCCUGAGCUUCGCAAGCGCAAAGCUCCCGCGCAACCCGCGCCGCCUCCACCAGCGAAGAAGAAGACUUCGCCCAAGCCCAAGGCCGCAGAGGCUACCAAGGCGAAAAAGGCCAUCACCCCGCCCAAGGAGACAAAGCCCGCAGAGGCUACCAAGGCGAAAAAGGCCAUCACCCCGCCCAAGGAGACCAAGCCUGCAAAGUCGAAAUCCUCUGUGAACGGCAAGGAGUCGGCCAAGCCCGCCGCCGCCGCCUCGACCCCCGCAAAGGUGGGCGAUGUUGUCAACCUCGAUGGCUUCGGGGGUGAGGUCGAGACGCACGACGGCAAGAAGGUCACCCUGAAGCAACUGGUUGAUGAGAGCAAGGCCGGCGUCGUUCUGUUUACGUAUCCCAAGGCAUUGACACCAGGAUGCACCAAGCAAGCAUGCCUAUUCCGCGACUCGUAUGAGCCGCUAACGGCUGGCGGACUGGCCAUCUACGGCCUCUCGGCUGACACUCCCAAGGAGAACGCCAAGUUCGUGGAGAAGAAGGAGCUACCAUACGCGCUUCUGUGUGACCCCAAGGCAACACUCCUCGCGGCCAUCUCCCUCAAAAAGGGCCCAGGGAAAGCGGCCCGUGGAGUGUUCGUUAUUGACAAGACCGGCAAGGUCCUUGCCGGCGAACUGGGCAGUCCGGAUAAGACUCUCGAUAUAGUCAAGGGGCUGCUCGCUGAUACCAAUGGCGCUUCGAAGGAUGCAGUUGCCAAGGUUGAAGAGGCUAAGGAGGUGGUAGAGGAGAAGACAGAGGAUGCGGAGAAGGGCGAGAGCGAGAAGAAGGAUAAGGAGGAGAAGGAGGCCGAGAAGGAGAAGGAGGCUGAGAAAAAGGAGGCCGAGAAGGAGGAGAAAGAGGCCGAGAAGAAGAUUGAGAAGGAGACCGAAAAGGAGGCUAAGAAGGAUAGCGACUGAUGAUCUGGAUUUAUCAGCGAUUGGCACCCUAUGAAUCGCCAAUUUCAUAGUAGUAUUAUUUUACCUAUGCAUCAUGGUGUAGGAUGAGCGACGAUAGUGGCUUUCGGUAUGUAAUGAUAGAUACAGCUUUAUAGAGUAUUGUGAAAUCAAGCCGAAUGUUGCC